This is a messenger RNA of Thlaspi arvense, 153 nucleotides long. NCBI's taxonomy places the organism in Eukaryota, Viridiplantae, Streptophyta, Magnoliopsida, Brassicales, Brassicaceae. The record is from the annotation of a GenBank genome assembly.
CCGUCGCACAAGUCGUUCAUGAUAAAGAAGAAGCUUGGGAAGAAAAUGAGGCAGAACAGGCCUAUCCCUCACUGGAUUCGUCUCCGCACUGACAAUACCAUCAGGUACAACGCUAAGCGUAGGCACUGGCGCAGAACCAAGCUUGGAUUCUAA